AUGGCAGACCAUCCCUACAAUACUCCGGAUCUCACAUCUGUGCUCCAAACGCUAUCAAGCCUUGCAUCGCAGAAUAACUCUUCCCAGACACCGGAUAGGUCUAUCUCGCAUGACCCAAGGCGUCAGAAUGCCCGAGCUAGCUCGAAUAAUACACCAGUUCAGACAGCACCUCGGCCACAUCCAAGCUCAUCUUCAAAACCAGCAAGCACAUCUCUUGGCGAUCCAUCAACCAUUACCACCUGGCCUGCAGCACUGCGCUAUGUCAUGAAAAGUGUAGGCCAGAAUGAAGAAACUCAACUUCGGGUUCGUGGCUUAAUCCGAAGUCAACAUAGUCAUGAACGACAAUGGUGGAAUGGCCGCGAGGCUCUUCUCCAAAGACAGCAGGCUCGUGGGGAAAAGAAGAAAGAGCUAGAUGCAGUCUUACAAUCUAUUGGUGCACCCGUCGAUUCCAAAGAGAUAUCCUCUACCCAAGAGGACCAGGCAGAGCUCACUAAUUAUGACGCCAAAAUUUAUAGAGCUUCUGUGAAGAUGGCAGAUGCUUUAGUUGCAGAGCUACGCGGACUAAAAAUCCCCUUUUUCGUUUUUAAAAGGGAAAUGGUUCAGAGUCAAGAGUCAACGACGCAUACUGGGGAGCAGUCGGAAACCGAUCCGUCCAAGCUCUCUCAAAAGGAGCUUGCUAGCUUACAACGACGCAUGCUGGAGCUGCUUGAAGAUCUAUGUAAAGAAUGA
Molecule: messenger RNA, 729 nt
Organism: Penicillium angulare
Lineage: Eukaryota; Fungi; Ascomycota; Eurotiomycetes; Eurotiales; Aspergillaceae
Product: DUF2458 domain-containing protein
Exons: 3
Coding region: 1-729 (242 amino acids)
Source: RefSeq, a predicted model, not a curated record